GGGCAGUGAGUGAGUACGUUUCACAGGAUCUAGGCCUAGUAGUAUUGCCGCUGGGACUCUCCUCAUCCGCUUUCAAAAAAUUGGAAAUUAGCACAUUUAAACGCCAAAAUGAGCCGAUUGAGAGUCAUGUUCGCGGUGGCCGACACCGGAAUGGGAGGAACCAUGCCAGCAUGAGUGGGCCUUACCCAGGCCCUGGCAGGGAGACUCAUCAGUCCAGCUGCCCUUUGACCCCCGGCCGUGACCUCUCCGCCCUCUCCUGUGCCUCCAGACACCAUGACCACGGGACAGGGUUAACCAUGUCGUCUGCCGCCUCCUCCCUCAAGCAUGCAUCCGUCUAUGGGUUCACACAAAGGGACCACUCCUCCUCUUCUUCUUCCUACAGUCCUCUCAGAAGGCUCCAACAUCUCACCACCAUGGUGAGCCAGCCCGACCUGGUCCUGCCGGUGAGGGAGCCAGAGAGGAGCUGGGAGUGGGGGAUGAAUAAGAACGAGAGGAGGAAGGGGAUGGAGAGGGACUCCUGGGCUGAUUGCACUGGAAGUGAUUAUUCUGGCACCCAGAACACAAGCAGGGAGGAGAGCUUUGGGGGCUCUUCUGCUGGACAAAAACAAGCCGUGGUCCAAACUAGAAGACGAGAAGUGCCAUCAGCCAAUCGCAGCAACCCGAUCGUCUCAGAGAAAAAGACAGAAGGUUGUUUCUCAGGCCCGCCCAGCCCAGCCUUCUCCCUCGAUAGCAACAGCCCCUUCGCUAACGGCUUCCUCCACUUUGAGUCCUCUCUGUUUGAGGACGAGGACAACGAUGGAGAGCGGGAGGCGGUGUCCUCUCUGGGAGGAGGCUUGCAGGACAAACAUGAGAGGGCGGGAAAUGUUCUACAGUCCUCUCCUGGACACUUGAACUCUGACUCCAACCCUGCAACCCUGUCAUCAGCCAAGGUUGUCACCCGGUCCCAGUCCUCAGGUCAGCGCAGGAGAUACUGGGACGGCUCGGAUGACGAGUGGGAGAGUGACACCGAGCUGUUUCUACUUGGGGAUAGUCCCUCAAGGCAUUCAAUGCAGAACAGCCUCAAGAAAAAGUCUUUGCCGCUUCUGAAGUUUUUAGAGGGUGACGUUAUUUGGGCAAAGUUCAACCGAAGACCAUGGUGGCCCUGUGAGGUGACCGUUGACCCCGCACAGGGAAUCUAUCACAGAGUGAAAGAGCCCAGUGACCGGCCCUGUCGGCUCUACCAUGUCAGGACCUUUGGGGAGCCCAUGGAGCUAACCUGGGUGGAGGAAAAAGCAACUCACAGUUUCCAUGGAGGCUUUCAAUUUGAACAGCUCCCCCUACUGCGCCGGAGGGGGAAGCAAAGGGAGCAGAGCUACAAAUACACUAUUGCAAAGCGUUUUCAGGACUCUUGGAAAUCCAGUGUGGCAGAAGCUGAAUCAAUUCUCCAAGAGAGACUCAAAAUGGCUUCCUCCAUUACUUCGUGCAUAGAUGAUGCCUUCCACGUCAGUUCUACACCGGAGAGAGAGAGCAAGGCCCAUCCAAACUUUCCUCCCUCUACUUCACCUACCCUUCCUGAGACGUCGCACAUGAUCAAUGGAUCCAUUUCAUCCCCGAGUACAACUCCGGCAAAGCCAAGCACUUUAAAGAAAUCUUGUGGCAAGAAGAAACCAAGUAAAUCAAAGGACGUGAGUGGUAAACACUCUAAAAAGACGUUGUGUAAUAGCCCUGACCAAUCAGAUAGAAACAAUGGAGAGUGCCCAUAUUCUGACCUCGACUCAGUCCCUAAGAUUCUGUGUCCUAAAGCACUUGAACGUCAGUCGAAGCUAGUUCCAAGUCAGCCAUCUAUUACAGUUGUCAAAGAGGUGAAGAAGCAGCCAGAAGUUCAGACUGGUCUUUGGUUCAGUAAAGCAGGCAAAGACAGGCGACCAAAAACAACCAAUCCAAUGCCAGACCGCACUCUCUUUAGUAAGGUGCCCUGUAAGAAAAAGAACUCAUCAGUUGUAAGUAAAAAGACACUAGUUCCUAGUGCCUCCUCCUCCUCCAGUGGUGGAGCCAGUGACCAAUCAGGGUUGUCAGACAAGUAUAAGACUCUGGUACCUGCUGAAACAAAUCUUUCACCUGAACAUUCAGGACAUUUGAAGUCUAAAAACACCCCAGUUGCUAGUAGGCCUUUUAGUACAUCUUGCAGUCCCACUGACCUGCCGGGAUUAUCAGAAAAGCAGAGCUGGCUGGUCUCAGUUGAGACUCCUGUGCCCUUUGACAAGUGUGGAUAUUCAAAGGGUAGACGGACAGUCAGUGAUACAAAUGACACUGUUACUGACUCCUCAUCUCACCAGUUAGGUAGUUCAGAUGUUAAAAAACCGUUAGAUACCGUCAGUUUCAAUGACAAAUCAAAGUUUAGCGUAAAGAAAGACAGUCAAACUCUUUCAGACACGGUGGAAAGAAAGAAAAAUGUCCAUGUAACUGACAGGAUUCCUGACCAAGCAGAAGUAAAAGAAGGUAAGAAUCCAACAUCCAGUUUAAAAGUUGACCCUACUGACCCAUUAGCAAGGCUAGAAAAGCAAUCAACUCUCGUCUCCAAGUGUAGGCUGCCCUUCGUCAAAUUAAUUCGAAAGGACAUAAAAGGUAAAAGGUUCCUCAACUCCGGUGUUACAGUUGUUCCAAAUGACCAAGCUGGAGGUACAAAGAAUGAUACUAAUGUGACUAAAACGUCCUCUAAGCAAUCAGAUGGGCUGGACGGCAAGGCAAGUGUCUCCAUAAAUCGGGCAGUGAGUUCACAAUCCAUAAAAGUCUCAGUUAAGAAGCUAAAAGCAAGUGGUGGGGCUGGUGUUCUUCAUCUCUCGUCAGAAUCAUCACAAGGUAAAACAAACGUUGCCUCAGACGUGGCAAGUGAGUCUGAUGAGUUAGGGAAGCCAGAGACAGAAAGAGUACCAGUUUUAAAUGUAAGCCCAAGCAAUGUGACUCACUCUAACAAAUCAAAAGAGUCAGAAGGUAAGAAGACUCCUGCAUCCAAUGCAACAGACACGUCCUCUGACCACUUAGGCAGCUCAGAGCAAAAAGUCACAUCUGCAACUAGUAGAGCUUUAAAUGAAACUCCUUUGCCUUCUCACCACCAUGGGAAUUUAGUAUGUAGGAAAGCGCAUGCGCCCAAAGGCCUGUCUGUUGCAAAAUCCAAGAAAAUUGUCCACAAAUCAAAGCAGGUUCCAGAUGAAGUCAGUGAAGUCCUACUUCAUGAGCCACCUGCCCACCUCCCAGCCAGCAGCCGGCUGAUGACCAGAGCCCUGAAGGCCAUGCAGGAGGCCGAGCAGAAGAAGCUUGAAAAAACCCGAAAGGAGGCAGAGCAGAAAGAACUCUUAAAUCCGCGUAGGAAAGCUGAGGACCUUGUGUACAACUCUGUGCGCAAGUCCAAACUGGACCUUUGUACUAAAAUGAAAUCUCAAAAGUCUCAUUUUAAUAACAAUGGUGAUUGUGAUCAGGACACUUUUUCGAGCAGUAGCACCUCCCCUUUGACAUCUUCUGAUUCAGUUGACUUUGAAGUUGAUGUCAAGAGCGAAGAUGAAGACCUCUCCAUAUCCUCAACUCCGCCAAUGGACUUCAUCCCCCUUACUUCUAAGGUAAAGGCAAAGAAUGAAGAUCAUUCCUCUGACUUAAAUUCCUCAUCCUCGCCUUCCUCGCCAUUUUCUUUUAUGAAUGCCUUUAAAAACGUAGAGGAGAUAUCCUUCCAGUCCCUGACAAGUGAAGGUGGAGGUAAAGCCACCUCUUUCAAACCAGACACAAACUACAAGUUCAGCACUUUUCUUAUGAUGUUGAAGGACUUGCAUGACACUAGAGAGCGAGAGGGCACGCCUUUAGAACUGGAAAUUGGCCCACCAAGUGCACAUGUUAAGGAGGAACCCUUAGUGAUGCCUGGGGAGGAGACACCCACUGGCCAAGGUCAACAUAUUGAGCAUGUUAAUAACAAAUCAAACUCAAGUCGAGAGAAAAUUGAAAUCAAAACCAACGAGGAGAGCACAAGUCAGACGUCCAAGAGGCCCUAUAACAGAAGGGGUGGCUCCACUGGGGUGAAAAAGAAAGCAAACCACAGAGUGCCUUGUCGUCCUGCUAGGUCUGGACCUGGUUUCCCAGGACUGGAACCCUCGCCAGCAAUGGAGUCUUCAUCAGGAAUGGAUUGCUCAUCAAGAGUCCAAUCCCUGUUGGAAAUACAGAGCAGCAGCUGGGGGAAGCAGGAUGGAGGCGUUGAAGGAGUAGCUAGGGAGGAGGAGGACAGUUGGAGCAGGGUAAACAAGAGUCUACAUAACCUGAUGCCUUUGGAGCAGAAGGGCUGUGACACUACGCUGGGUCUGGAUCAGCCCAAUGGCCGCGUUGCAGAGCGCACUGAGACUAAACCAAGCUUGAUGCACAGGGCUGGAGAAGGUGACAGGGCUCCAAAAGCACAUAAACGAAUAAGAAAACCAAGCAAGAGGCUGAUUGAAUGGACUGAAGAGUAUGAUCAGAUUUUCUCCACCAGGAAGAAAACAAAAAAGCCUCUCCAGUCAAUUGGAAAGGCCACUCAGCCCGUUACCUCCAUGUCCGAAGCCCCGGGAUUGGACGACAGUGAACACGACCAGCCAUCCUUGGACUUGCUUCCUGAAAUACAGACACCACCUCCUGAGGAUAUUGCUGCAACAACACCCCCUGAACUACAGAUUCCCAGUGCUGAAAACACAUCCCCCCAAGAUGCACCGGUGCUCUCCAUUGACACACUAACCCCUCCUCCUGAAGCUGACCCCUCGCUGUCAGAAGGCCUCGUCAAAGACAACAGAAUCGUUCCUGUGCUGGAGAAGAAGCGGAAGAGGAAACCCACUCAGAAGAUCCUGGAGUACUGUCUGGAGGCAGAGGCCUCAACAGGUCCCAAGAAGAAGGUCAAAACACUGAAGAAUAAUUCAAAUCCUGCUCCUCAAUCAGAUUCUGGACCGCCAUCUUUAAAAUCAAAGAGUAAGCAGUUGACAGCCUCCAGCUCCACGCCGACACCCACAGAAGCUCCCGCCUGUUCGCCCACAGACCCCCCUCCCAGCUCCCCCGCUCCGUCCACACCGGGGCCGGCCCCGCCCGAGCCCGCCCAGGUGGAGAUGCCGUCAGCAGAUGUUGAUGCGCCUCAAACAGAAGAGCUAAAGGACACAGUAGAGCCAGAGGAGGACCCAUCCACCUUGGAUCACAGCUUCUCCUCCAUGAAGGAGGACAUUUUGCUGUGUGACGACGCACUUUUACCCUCGAGGAAGAUCAUAGGGGACCGAGGAGGUCCUGCCUCCAUGAAGGAGAACAUAUGUCAAGUGUGUGAGAAGACGGGGGAGCUGCUGCUGUGUGAGGGUCAGUGCUGUGGAGCCUUCCACCUAGCUUGCAUCUCUCUGGCCGAGGCCCCGAGGGGGAAAUUUGUGUGUCCGGAGUGCAAAUCAGGUAUCCACACCUGCUUUGUAUGUAAAAAGCGCAGCGAGGAUGUGCGUCGCUGCAUGAUUCCCGUGUGUGGGAAGUUCUACCACGGCGAGUGUAUCGCCAGCUUCGCCCCGACUGCUCCUGUGAACCGAGGCUUCCGCUGCUCCAUCCACGUCUGUCUCACCUGCUUCAUCACCAACCCCAACAGCUCGUCCAUCUCUAAAGGUCGUCUGGUGAGGUGUGUGCGCUGUCCUGUAGCCUACCAUGCUACAGACCUCUGCAUGGCAGCAGGCAGCGUCGUGCUCUCCAACAAUAGCAUCAUCUGUCCCAACCACUUCACCCCCCGCCGCGGCGUGAAGAACCACGAACAUGUCAACGUCAGCUGGUGCUUCGUCUGCACUGAAGGGGGCAGUCUGCUGUGCUGUGAGUCCUGCCCUGCUGCGUUCCACCGCGAAUGUCUUAACAUGGAGAUGCCUAAAGGCAGCUGGUACUGCAACGACUGCAAGGCUGGAAAGAAACCUCGCUACAAGGACAUCCUCUGGGUGAAGGUUGGCCGCUACAGGUGGUGGCCUGCAGAGGUCAGCCAUCCCAAAACCAUCCCAGAGAACAUCCAGCGAAUGAGACACGAUGUCGGGGAGUUUCCCGUCCACUUCUUCGGCUCCAAUGACUACCUGUGGACUUACCAGGCCAGGGUCUUCCCUUAUAUGGACGUGGACGCUAACAGCAAAGAGAAGAUGGGGAAAGGUGUUGAUGCCACCUACAAGAAAGCUCUGGAGGAGGCGGCUGUGCGGUUUCGUGAGCUGCAGGCGGAGAAGGAGCUUCGGCAGCUGCAGGAGGACAGGAAGAACGACAGGAAGCCUCCUCCAUACAAACAUAUCAAGGUGAAUCGACCAAUAGGAAAGGUUCAGAUCUUCACAGCCGACCUGUCAGAGAUUCCACGCUGUAACUGUAAGGCGACAGAUGAGAGUCCGUGUGGGAUGGACUCAGAGUGCAUCAAUCGCAUGCUGCUGUAUGAAUGUCACCCGCAGGUUUGCCCGGCAGGUGAUCGAUGUCUCAACCAGGCGUUCACCAAGCGUCAGUACAGCCAGGUGGAGAUCUUCAGGACGCUGUCUCGAGGCUGGGGGCUCCGCUGUGUCCACGACAUCAAGAAGGGGCAGUUUGUGAGUGAGUAUGUCGGGGAGGUGAUCGACGAGGAGGAGUGCAGGUCCAGGAUCAGACACGCCCAGGAGAACGACAUCUGUAACUUCUACAUGCUGACUUUGGACAAGGAUCGAAUUAUCGACGCCGGGCCAAAGGGGAACGAGGCCCGCUUUAUGAACCACUGCUGCCAACCCAACUGUGAGACUCAGAAGUGGACAGUCAGCGGAGACACCCGGGUGGGACUGUUCGCUCUCGUUGACGUCGCUGCAGGCACAGAGCUCACCUUCAACUACAACCUGGAGUGUUUGGGGAACGGGAAGACGGUCUGUAAAUGUGGAGCACCAAACUGCAGCGGCUUCCUCGGCGUCAGGCCAAAGAACAACCCUCCAUCUGAAGACAAAGGCCGUAAAAUGAAGAGGAGGGGUCACGGCAGGAGGAAGAAGAAGGUGGUGGUGACCAAAGAACGAGAGGACGAGUGUUUCAGCUGCGGAGACGGAGGACAGAUGGUUUCCUGCAAGAGACCCGGCUGCCCCAAAGUUUACCACGCCGACUGCCUCAACCUCACCAAGAGGCCUGCAGGUCGCUGGGAGUGUCCGUGGCACCAGUGUGACAUCUGUAAUAAGGACGCGGCGUCUUUCUGUGAGAUGUGUCCCAGCUCCUACUGCAACCAGCACCGCGACGGCCUGCUCUUCAUCUCUAAACUCGAUGGCAAACUGUGCUGCAGCGAACAUGACCCCUGUGGGCCCGACCCGCUGGAGCCCGGGGAGAUCCGCGAGUACGCGCCCGACCCCAGGUCCCUGACCUCGGGGCUGGGCAUGGCCGUCAUCCCCUCUGCUGCUUCUAACACCGCCACCGGUCAGAAACCCUCCUCCAGGAAGGUCCAGGAGGUCCGCACCAGCACCGGCACCAGUGCCGGCACAGGUGCUUCCUCCUCGCCUCCUCCUUUUUCCAUCCCGGUACCCAUCACUAUUCCCGUGGCGGCGCCCUCCUCGUCGCCUCCCUGCAGCUCCGACCCUCCCAGCAGCCCUCCCGUGUACGACGUCCCGCACUACUCACCCAUCUCGUCAUAUGAGGAGGAGAGGGAUGUUGAGGAGGAAGAGGAGGACCUUCUGGAGGAAGUGGAGGAGGAGUCAGAGGAAGAAGGUGAGGUGGGGAGGCAGAAAUCAGAUGUUCAUGAAGAGGAGGGAGAGGAGAUGCAAUACCUGGAGAUCAAGGAGGACGAGGAGGAGGAGGAAGAGGAGGAGCAGGAAGAGGACGAGGAGGAUGACGAGGAGGAGGAGGAGGAGGAGGAAGAAGAAGAGGAGGAGGAGGAGGAGGAGUGAUGCACAGUGAAUUAUUAUCACAUCUUCACUAAAGUGGGGAGGCUAAUGAGGAUUAGCCAAUCACAAGUAGCCCAGUCUGUCGCUGUUUGUAUCCAACGAGCAGGUGGAUGUACUGAAGAACUUUUAGGACAAAACUAAAUCAAAACCAAAAUAAAUUGUCCAUAAAUCAAAUCAAUAAACAUCAUAAAUACUGUAUAGAACCACAUAUAUAUAUAUAUAAAUAUAUAUAAACACACACAAAUAUUAUUUAUUUCGUAUUUGUUUAGUUUUGUCCUGAUAAUGGCUUCUUGACACAGUGACUUUGCACACACUGGCGCUGACUGCACCUUCACAUGGGAGAUCUGACAAAGACAAUUAUCUGGAACUUCUACAUACAGUGGAACUUUGUGAACAUAUUUCACUCCGAUAUACUUGUUUUCUCACUGAUUUUCACCUGCUGGUUUGUUUUGGUAUUUGUUCUCAGUAGUAUUGCAGCAAGUUGUCCUUCAAACAGUUUGUAUGUAGUUGGAGACAUGGUGUCUGCAGAGCUGGUGUGUACUUGCUGUAGGUGUUUCGCGCUAGAAAAAACUGCACUGUAACUUUGUGUCGACACAGGGUGACCUGCACAAGUUAACUCAACUUGGUUGCAUUUGAAUCAAUUGGUGGCCACCAAACAGAAUGUAUCUGUAAACUAGAAGAGCGCUUAGUGAACACCAACACCAGGCCCAGUCUACCAAAGUUCAUAGAAGUGAAAAAUGAUUUCUGCCCCCCCAUGAAUUGGAUCUGCCUUUGCUACAUGAUGAUGUCAUUAUCAAGGGAAGGUUGGGGGGUUGUCUUAUUGCCUACUGCUAUAAAGGUCCUAUGAUUUCUACCUGAUCCAAUUGUGACGAUGUGUUCAAAAUCAAAAUUAGUGGAGGUAAUGUACCGGACCGUCGUGGUGAAGAAGGAGCUGAGCCUGAAGGCAAAGCUCUCGAUUUACCGAUCCAUCCAUGUUCCAGCCCUCACCUAUGGUCUUGAGCUUUGGGUAGUGACCGAAAGAACAAGAUCGCGGAUACAAGCGGCUGAAAUGAGUUUCCUCUGUAGGGUGUCUGGGCUCAGCCUUAGGCCACGUUUAUACAUAGCAGAGUAUUUAGAGAAACUAAUAUCCCCCCCCCCCGUUUUCAAAAAAAACAUUGUGCACACAACCUCUUUUUCUCAUGCCAUUCCUCCGGGAGGACAACUUCUUUCUCGAAGUUUGUCCACCAGACCGCAGUUCGCCCAGGUCGGAUCCAAAAUCGGCGGCGGCGACUUUGGCAGGCAAUGUACAUACGUGUUGUAUGGGAAAGCUGCAGUAAAAAUGCUGACCUACGUGCACUCCUUCGCCUCUGCUCCUCAAUAUAGUAUAGCAGUUGUAUUUUCAAUUUCAAACAGACCAAAAGCGUUUGCACAAACAUAAAAAUGAGUAGCACCUUAACAGCAUCCAUGGUAGCCAAACAACCUGUAAACAUAGGGCGCUCACAUGACGUGAAGCAUUUUCUGCCGCGUAGAAUGAGCGUGACGACCUAAAACCCCGUUUGUUUCUCCCAGUUGACACGACAUCACAUAACCACAGUUUUCCAAAUUCUCCACUUUGCCCGGAGUUUGUAAAAAUAAUUGUUUUCUGUGAUAAAAACAGGGUUUUUGUGUAAAUAAGGGGCCAAACCGCAUGGACAUAUCUGCGUUUUCCCUUUGUGGUAACGGGGCCUUAGAGAUAGGGUGAGGAGCUCAGACAUCCGGAGGGAGCUCGGAGUAGAGCCGCUGCUCCUUCUCCUCUAAAGGAGCCAGUUGAGGUGGUUUGGGUAUCUGGUAAGGAUCCUCCCGGGCGCCUCCCGUUAGGUGUUCCGGGCACGUCCAACUGGUAGGAGGUCCCGGGGAAGACCCAGAACACGGUGGAGGGAUUACAUCUCUCUCCUGGCCUGGGAACGCCUCGGGAUCCCCCAGGAGGAGCUGGAUGUUGUGGCUGGGGAGAGGGGCGCUUGGAAUGCCCUGCUUAGCCUGCUGCCCACACGACCCGGCCCCGGAUAAGCGGAGGAAAAUGGAUGGAUGGAUGAAUGGGUAAUAAACCAGUAAACUGUUCAAAUGAAACGCAACCAGCUCCAACAGUACUAAAUUUUUCUCUUACUAGACACAGGAGUUUUUGCUUUCUUUUUCCAGUUCUUCUUAACAUCUCUGAUCAUCUGAUGGUGCUUCUAGAUCAGACUAUCUACGAUAAAAUGUGAAAGUGCCAUAUGACCGGCAGUGUAGCCUCAACAUGAGCUCACAUGACAACAAGAUGCAGCUUAUUUUGGAGCAAGUAUUGGGGGAUUUUUUUCUCUAAGUUUCGACCAUUUCAUGCGGAAAAAAAAACAGAUCUGUACGAGACUAAAGUGGCGAGGGAUUCAGUGUUGGACUGAGAAAUUGUUUAUACCUUCACAUGUCUUGCUGUCUUAUUGGACAACUCCUGAAGCUCAUAUCCUCCACUGAAGAAGAGACAGUACAAAGUUUGCUCUGGUGUGUAUGCUGUGCUCUGUAGUCAUUAUAUUAAUACUUCUCUGUGACGCACAAAUGAUGAUGAGGAGGAGAGUUGGAGGGUGUUUUUUCUCCGUUCGCUCCUCACAUUUGACUCUCCGCCAAGGAAAAAACAAAAAGUCUUCGAUUGGACGCUUGAAACGAUAGACUCCUGCCAUGACGCUUGCACUUCAGUAUGUGUUUUUGCCACAUGUGUUUUCGCUCUGUCUUCAAGCUUAAUAUUGUCCGUGUGUUAUCUGCCAAUGCCUUAGAGUGUAUUUCUUUGGAGAUAUUUUUAAGGAAUGGUUUGGCGCCUGUGAGAGCCAAGUGUCCCUACUAAUGCCUUUUUACAGUUGCCCAACAAGCAGUGUUUCAUUCCAGUGUAAUUAUGACCUGUUAGAUCUCAACCAUUGACCUGUUAAAACAACUGCUAUAUAUAAAUAUAUAAGAAAAAAGUUAUGAAAUAAGCUUUGUACCGGCCUCAUUCUUUGUUCAUCUAUUGGUCCAACUUAAAGCUAAAAAGAAAAUGAAGAUCUGUGAGAAUCUUUUAAAUUAAAAGUCAGACGAGGACAACAUGAAGAAUAUUGUAUAUUUUUUUUGUAUUGUUUCUACUGUGAUGUCAAAAAGCCAAAGACUGUAUAAAAGAAGUGGACAUGGCCACCGUUACAUCACCCGUUGGUUUGUGGACUACGGUUUUUAAACCUCAAGUUUGUCAUUUUGGCCAGCACCUUCUUGGUUAAUAAUUAAAUUCCAUCUGUACUUCAAAAUGAA
This is a messenger RNA of Centropristis striata (black sea bass), 11105 nucleotides long. It is a transcript of the gene nsd1b, whose product is annotated as nuclear receptor binding SET domain protein 1b. Lineage: Eukaryota; Metazoa; Chordata; Actinopteri; Perciformes; Serranidae. Gene Ontology annotation, cellular component: chromatin; nucleus. Gene Ontology annotation, molecular function: histone H3K36 methyltransferase activity; protein binding. Gene Ontology annotation, biological process: regulation of DNA-templated transcription. The coding region runs from base 171 to 7850 and encodes 2559 amino acids. The transcript is spliced from 24 exons. The record is from RefSeq and is a predicted model, not a curated record.